AUGGCUCGCACCAAGGUCAAAGCCGAGGAGGAGCAGGGGAUGAGCGCCUUCGAGAAGAUGCGACUUGCAAACAUAGCCAAGAACAAGACUAUGCUUGACGACCUUGCCAAAGCAUCUAAUAAGAUUAUGCCGCCCAAGCCCAAGCCCAAGCCCGCCCCGAAGUCUCGGUCUACCCCCGUAAAGAAGGAGCCCGUCGCCCCGAGUGGCCCAGUCCGUCGAAGUGCUCGCGUCGCAGGCUUUGACGCGGACAACGAAACGCUGAAGCGCAAGUAUGAGGUCGAAGUCGAGGAGAAGGCGGCACAGGAAAAGGCCAAAAAGACGAGAAUCGGUGGAAACCUUAGUUUGGGGGACAUCGCCGUCGAUGGCAAGAAGUUCAAUAACGGAAUCAGCGGUUUGAGUGCACUGGUCCCCCGCGGCGCCCAGCCCGGUGUUCCCACCUUCACCGACGAGGACGUGGAAAACACGUCGGAUAAGGACCUGAAGGAGCUGCGUCAGAAGAUGGGCAAGUUGGAGCUCUACGAGAAGUGGAGUCCCCAGGAUAUCAAAAUUUGCCCAUUGCGCAUUUACGCUGCCACCUUCCACCCAACCGAGGAGAAAGCUCUAGUGUUCGCCGGUGAUAAGGAAGGCGCACUAGGGGUUUUCGACGCCUCGCAGGACGGCCCUCCGGAGAAUGAGGACGACGAGGACGGAUGGUUCGAUCCAAAAAUCGGUGCCUACAAGAUUCACACUCGUACGAUCACGACCAUCAUUGUUUCUCCUUUCGAGCAGCAGAAAGUUUAUACCUCGUCCUACGACUCCACUAUCCGCGUUCUCGACCUCGAGAAGGACAUGUGUGUGCCCAUCUGGGAGCCCAAGGAUAAGAACGAGGACAUCCCCCUGUCCGCCAUUGAUGUACCCUUUACAGAUAAGAACGUCAUCUACUUCUCAACUCUGAACGGCGCCGUUGGAAAGGUCGACAUUCGCGACCCCAAGUCCAUGGAGAUGUGGCAGUUAUCCGACAAUAAGAUUGGAGGAUUCUCCCUGAACCCGCGGGAGCCGCACCUUCUGGCCACCGCGUCUCUCGAUAGGACCGUUAAGAUCUGGGACCUACGGAAGAUCACCGGAAAGGGUGAAAUGAGACACCCCGCCAUGCUCUAUGAGCACAACUCCCGCCUCUCCGUAUCUCACGCCUCCUGGAGCCCCGGCGGCCACGUUGCCACGUCAUCCUACGAUGAUACUAUCAAAAUUUACGACUGGGCCGACCGCGCCGACUGGAACAAGACCACCGAGAUGGAGCCAAAGCAUAUCGUCAAGCAUAACAACCAGACGGGACGUUGGGUUACCAUUUUGAAGCCUCAGUGGCAGAAGCGACCAAAGGAUGGCAUCCAAAAGUUUGCCAUCGGCAAUAUGAACCGAUUCGUCGACGUUUACGCUGCUAAUGGAGAGCAGCUUGCGCAGCUAGGCGGAGAUGGUAUCUCGGCUGUACCUGCUGUCGCCCAUUUCCACCCCACGAUGGACUGGGUUAUGGGUGGUACCGCCAGUGGAAAGCUCUGCCUGUGGAUGUGA
This is a messenger RNA of Colletotrichum orchidophilum, 1545 nucleotides long. RefSeq names its product WD domain-containing protein. The record is from RefSeq and is a predicted model, not a curated record. Lineage: Eukaryota; Fungi; Ascomycota; Sordariomycetes; Glomerellales; Glomerellaceae. Gene Ontology annotation, molecular function: protein binding; DNA binding. Gene Ontology annotation, cellular component: nucleus. The coding region runs from base 1 to 1545 and encodes 514 amino acids. Gene Ontology annotation, biological process: regulation of DNA damage checkpoint. The transcript has 2 exons.